Messenger RNA from Spodoptera frugiperda (fall armyworm), 4103 nucleotides. Its product is annotated as ATP-binding cassette subfamily C member 4. Bases 79 to 4035 code for a protein of 1318 amino acids. The record is from RefSeq and is a predicted model, not a curated record. NCBI's taxonomy places the organism in Eukaryota, Metazoa, Arthropoda, Insecta, Lepidoptera, Noctuidae. Gene Ontology annotation, molecular function: ATP hydrolysis activity; ABC-type transporter activity; ATP binding. The transcript is spliced from 27 exons. Gene Ontology annotation, biological process: transmembrane transport. Gene Ontology annotation, cellular component: membrane.
UCUAGAUUACGCGAUUUAUUAAGCACUUAUGUUAUUUAACGUUCGUAUAUAGUUAAUAAUUAUAUUAUCUCGAUAAUAAUGGAUACAGGGCCAAAACAGAGCAGAUUAAUGAAUCCUCGCUAUGGGGCUAACUGGUUCUCGAUAUUAACAUUUGGAUGGACAUUAGAAACAUUUAAAAUGGGCUACAGUCGGGACAUUAAAGACGCAGACCUGUACGCUCCACUGCCUGAACACCGUUCCAGUAUACUAGGUGAUGCAGUCCAGAAAGCUUGGGACCGCGAAGUACGAUCAGCCGACCGCCGUGGAGGCAGGCGCAAACCUAGCCUAUGGAGAGUGCUACUCAAAGUGUUCGGAUGCGAGCUCAUGCUGUAUGGGCUCAUACUUGCUGCUAUGGAGUUUUUGAUCAGGUUGCAGCAACCAAUUUUUCUCGCAUUGCUCCUCCGCUACUACAGCCCUGUUCAUGGCGAUAGUAACCCGUCAAACUCAACAUACCUGAACCGUUUGUUUUCCUACUACGACAUGGAAGGCAGUGUAUCUUGGGGUGAAGCAGUAUUUUUCGCAUUCGGCAUCAUUUUCUGCAGUACCUUCAAUAUCAUGGUGCAACAUCCGUUCAUGAUGGGGGUUAUGCACAUGGGGAUGAAGAUGAGGGUUGGUGUGUGCAGUCUUAUCUAUAGAAAGGCUCUAAAAGUUAAUAUACAAUCCAUGACUGAAAACAGUGGCGGACUUGUUUUGAAUCUAAUGGCGAACGACGUCAAUCGUUUUGAUACAGGACCGCUAUUUGCACACUACCUCUGGAUUGGACCUUUUGAAACUAUGCUUAUGACAGUUUAUUUGUACCGGGAGAUGGGGAUGCCAGCGGUGUACGGAUCACUAAUCAUCAUAGCAGUUAUUCCAUUCCAGAUAUUCUUGGGAACGAACACUGCUUACUACAGAAGAGGUACAGCAAUGAAGUCAGACGAACGAGUGAGACUGAUGAAAGAAAUUAUCAUGGGCAUGGAAGUGAUAAAAAUGUACACCUGGGAACAACCGUUUCGAAAAAUAAUCGAUAUCGUUCGGCGUCACGAAAUUUUCUACAUAAAGAUGACGUCAUACAUUCGAGGUGUGAUCAUGUCGUUCAUAAUGUUCACGUCGCGGUUCGGUAUCUUCAUCACCGUGCUGCUCUACGUGACUUAUGUGAACCGAAUCACUGUCGAGAAUGUCUUCUUCUUGACUUGUUACUACAACAUUACGAAACAAACUAUGACGCUCUACUUCCCACAGGCGGUUGGACAUAUAGCGGAAAUGAACGUAGCUAUACAAAGAAUCAGAGAUUAUUUGCUGACGGAAGAAUGUAGUUUACCUGAACGAUUGCUAACUAAUGUGCAACCAGAAGUAGCACCGGUCCGAAAGAAACGAGUCACAAUUAUUGAACCGCACCACUUACAGAAAGCUCGUGAAAGACACUCUGAACCCGGGCCAUCGACGGAGAAAGAAAUUGUAAACGAAAAACCCAAAGAACCUCGUAAAGAAGAAAUCAUUAUCAAGUUUGAAAAUGCGUCGAGUAGAUGGAUCAAAUCUGCUGCCGAAGAUGAUGUUAAAAAUUUGGAUUUAACAAUAAUAGAAGGUUCCCUAACGACUGUAAUUGGAGCAGUAGGUGCGGGCAAGUCCACGCUACUACAUAUAGUGCUGAGUGAGUUACCCUGCUCCAGUGGAUCUGUGCAGAUAAAUGGCACCAUCAGUUACGCUAGUCAAGACCCGUGGUUAUUUGUUGGAUCCGUCCGCCAAAAUAUUCUGUUUGGACAGUCAUUCCAAAAAUCACGUUACAUGGAAGUAUGCAGGGUAUGUGCUUUGGAAAGAGAUAUCUCCCUCUUUCCUCAUGGAGAUAAAACAGUUGUUGGGGAACGCGGUGUAUCACUCAGCGGGGGACAGCGUGCCAGGAUUAAUCUGGCAAGAGCAGUUUAUAAAGAGGCCGAUAUUUAUUUACUAGACGAUCCACUUUCGGCUGUCGACACUCAAGUCGCCAAACAUAUUUUCGAGAGGUGCAUCAAGAAAUAUUUGGCGAACAAGACGGUCGUGCUCGUCACCCACCAGCUGCAAUUCAUCAAAUCAGUUGACCAUGUGGUCAUAAUGGACAACGGAAAGAUAAUUGGAAAUGGAGCUUUUGAAGAAUUAGACGAAAAAGAACUGAAGAUAAUUCAAUUGAUGAACGAGAAUAUACGGGAGAUCCACGAAGAGGAUUCCAUGCAGAAUGACGUCAGUACAUUGAUACAGCCGAGCACAAUGAGCUUGCAUAGACGGCACUGGUCAAUGAUACUCGACACCAGCGUUGCUGAUCAAAAGCCUGAAGCUGAGAUACAAGCGAGUGGUCGAGUACGUGGGUCUGUGUACAAAGAGUACUUCAUGGCGGGCGCUCCAUGUUGCUUCGUUAUUAUCGUAUGCGUAUUAUUCGUGUUGGCACAGUUAUGUGCUAGCGCUUGCGAUUAUUGGAUUAGUCGAUGGAGUAAUGCAGAAGAUAAGCUAUCAGGCGACAAUACAAUGGACGUGCUUGUGUGGGCCGAGCAAGGCUUGGCCCGAAGAGACUUCGUCAUUAUCUUCGGCGUGAUCACACUAGCAACAAUCAUAGUCGCCUUGAUACGAGCAUUCUUCUUCUUUUCUCUAUGCAUGAAAUCUUCUAUUAAAUUACACGACCAAAUGUUUGAGUCCAUUUCGAAGUCUCCAAUGAGCUUCUUCCACAGUAAUCCUUCUGGCAGAAUUCUCAACAGAUUUAGCAAAGACAUGGGCGCUGUUGACGAGUUACUCCCACAAGCCAUGAUUGACUGCUUUCAGAUAGUAUUGAACUUAUUAGGUGUUGUCCUGGUAAUACUGAUGACAGAUAUCACUCUGAUGAUACCGAUUGCGGCUGCAAUGGUGAUAUUCUACAUCUUCCGCGUUAUUUAUAUCAGGACUACCGGAGCCGUCAAACGGCUAGAAGGAAUCACUCGUAGUCCGGUAUUUGGUCACGUGAACGCGACGAUCCUUGGUCUGGCCACGAUCCGCUCGUUUGGCGCCGAGUUCCUCCUAGCCGAGGAGUUCGACCUCCACCAAGACCUGCACAGUGCUGCCUGGUACCUCUUCAUCACGUGCAGCCGAGCGUUCGGAUUCUUCUUAGACCUCGUCUGCUUGCUGUUCAUCGUGUGCGUCACUUUCAGCUGCUUGAUGAAGACAGACAUGGACGGAAGCUACGUGGGCCUGGCAAUAACACAGUCGAUAUCAUUGACCGGUAUCUUCCAAUGGGGCAUGCGGCAGUCUGCGGAGAUGGAGAACCAGAUGACGAGCGUGGAGAGAGUGCUGGAGUACACCAAGUUGCCCCAGGAACCUGCCUUGAGAAGUGCACCAGGCAAAAAACCUCCAGCAGACUGGCCGGCAGAAGGCGCAAUAAUCUUUGAUAACUUGAGCUUAAAGUACGCCCCGGAUGGCAAUUAUGUAUUGCAUAAAUUGAACUUAAACAUACAACCACAAGAAAAGGAGCCAGUACUAUUCAGCGGUACUAUUAGAAAGAACUUGGAUCCGUUCGAUCAAUAUCCUGAUUCGGUAUUAAUAACAGCUUUGGACAAUGUGGAGCUUCAAGAAGAGGGAGACGAGAGUCCUCUAUACAAACAAGUAUCAGAAGGAGGAUCAAACUUCAGCGUGGGCCAGCGGCAGUUGGUGUGCCUCGCGAGGGCCAUAGUCCACAACGACAGGAUCCUCGUGUUGGACGAGGCCACAGCCAACGUGGACGCGCAGACCGACCAGCUCAUCCAGACCGCCAUCCGGUCACACUUCAACAACUGCACCGUGCUCACUAUAGCGCAUAGGUUGAACACUAUUAUAGACUCCGAUAAGAUAUUGGUACUAGACGCAGGUCGCCUGAUGGAGUACGACCACCCGCACCUACUGCUGCAGAACAAGAAAAGCCAUUUCCGUAAGAUGGUGUCGGAGACCGGACCAUCCAUGGCAUCGCACUUGCACAAACUGGCUGCACAGAGUUACCAAGACAAACAGGCCAGGGAUGAAAUGAAAGAGACUACAGAUGAUUGAUUUUAUAUACGAUAUAUUUUCAUAAUUUAUAAUAUUAACUUACUUUAUAACAUUAAUAUUUUAUCUUA